GUCGGGGUCCUUGCUGUCACACGGAAAUCAAACGUCGGUGACCGAUGGUUGUUUUCCUCUCAAUUGCAGAACUGAAGAAUAACAACGCUUUCCUCUCUGCUUUUGUCAGAAUGCCUGCUGAACGCAAGCACGCAGUAAACAUGGACGAGAAAGACAUUUGCUCCGCCAGCAGCAAGGACAAGGACAAAGAAAAGGACGCAGAGAGGAAAGCAGCAGCAGCAGCAGCAGCGCGGGACAAAGCCAAAGACGAGGCCAAGAUGAGUGGCAAGAAGGACGGCGGCAAAGAUGAGAAGAGGAAGCGCCAGGAGGAGGAGAAGAAGAGGAAAGAGGAGAAGGAGCGCAGGAAGAAAGAGGAUGAGAAACAGAAAGCGGAGGAAGAGCAGAAGCAGAAGGAGGAGGAGGUGAAGAGGCAGCAGGAGGAGCAGGAGAGGAAGCUUCAAGAGGAGGAGGCCAAAAGGCAGCGUGAGGAGGAAGCGGCUAUCCUGAAGGAACAGGAAGAGGGCCACCAGCUGCACCAGGAGGCCUGGGAGCGCCACCACUGCCGGAAGGAACUCCGCGGCAGGAACCAGAACGCCCACGAGGCCCGGCCCGAAGAAGCCUUCUUCAGCCGGCUGGACUCCAGUCUCAAGAAGAACACGGCUUUCGUCAAGAAGCUGCGCACGCUCACCGAGCAGCAACGCGACUCGCUCUCCAACGACUUCGCCUCGCUCAACCUCAGCAAGUACAUCGGCGAGGCGGUCAGCUCCGUGGUGGAGGCCAAGCUGAAAAUCUCCGACGUGGGCAGCGCCGUGCACCUGUGCUCGCUCUUCCACCAGCGGUACGGCGAGUUCGCCCCGCUGCUCCUGCAAGCCUGGAAGAAGCACUUCGAGGCCCGCAAGGAGGACAAGGUGCCCAACGUCAGCAAGCUGCGCACCGACCUGCGCUUCCUGGCCGAGCUCACCAUCGUGGGGUUCUUCACCGACAAAGAGGGCCUGUCGCUCAUCUACGAGCAGCUGAAGAACAUCAUCGGCGCCGACCGCGAGACGCACACGCACGUGUCGGUGGUCAUCAGCUUCUGCAAGCACUGCGGGGACGACAUCGCCGGCCUGCUGCCGCGCAAGGUGAAGGCGGCCGCCGACAAGUACGGCCUGGCCUUCCCUCCCAGCGAAAUCAUCAGCGCCGAGAAGCAGCAACCCUUCCAGAAUCUGCUGCGCGAGUACUUCACGUCGCUCGCCAAGCACCUGAAGAAGGACCACAGGGAGCUGCAGAACAUUGAAAGGCAGAACAGGCGCAUCUUACAUUCCAAAGGGGAGCUGAGCGAGGACCGCCACAAGCAGUACGAGGAGUUUGCCACGUCCUAUCAGAAGCUGCUGGCCAACACUCAGUCGCUGGCUGACCUGCUGGAUGAAAACAUGCCAGAGUUGCCCCAGGACAAGACCGUGCAGGAAGAACACGGCCCCGGCAUUGAUAUUUUUACCCCCGGCAAGCCGGGAGAGUACGACCUGGAGGGCGGCAUCUGGGAGGACGAAGACGCUCGGAACUUCUACGAGAACCUGGUGGACCUGAAGGCGUUCGUCCCCGCCAUCCUCUUCAAGGACAACGAGAAGGGCGGCCAGGGCAAAGACAAGGAUGAAGCCAAAGCAGAUGGCCGAGAGCCAAGGGAGGCCGCCGGCACCACGGAAGAGCUGGAGCUGGAGCUGGAGGCUCUGGACAUCGCAGACGAGCCUCUGGAACUGGAGGGAGCCGACGAGGCCGAGAGUGAAGAACUGGCCAAAAAGCUCAUGGAUGAGCAGGAGCAAGAGGACGAGGAGGCCAACACGGGAUCCCACCUGAAGCUGAUCGUGGACGCGUUCAUCCAGCAGCUCCCAAACUGCGUUAACCGAGACUUCAUCGACAAGGCCGCCAUGGACUUCUGCAUGAACAUGAACACCAAAUCCAACAGGAGGAAGCUAGUGCGAGCGCUCUUCACGGUGCCCCGGCAGAGGUUGGAUCUUCUGCCUUUUUACUCCCGCCUGGUCGCCACCCUUCAUCCGUGCAUGUCGGACGUGGCCGAGGACCUCUGCUCCAUGCUGAAAGGGGACUUCAGGUUUCAUAUUCGCAAGAAGGACCAGAUCAACAUCGAGACCAAAAAUAAAACCGUCAGGUUUAUCGGGGAACUGGCCAAGUUCAAGAUGUUCUCCAAGACGGACACGCUUCACUGUCUCAAGAUGCUGCUGUCCGACUUCACGCAUCACCACGUGGAGAUGGCGUGCACCCUGCUGGAGACUUGCGGCCGCUUCCUCUUCAGGUCUCCCGAUUCUCACCUGCGCACCAGCGUCCUGCUGGAGCAAAUGAUGCGCAAAAAGCAGGCUCAGCACCUGGACGCGCGCUACGUGACCAUGGUGGAGAACGCCUACUACUACUGCAACCCCCCGCCCAUGGAGAAGACAGUGAAGAAGAAGAGGCCGCCGCUGCAGGAGUACAUCCGCAAGCUGCUCUACAAGGACCUGUCCAAGGUCACCACGGAGAAGGUGCUCAGGCAGAUGCGCAAGCUGCCCUGGCAGGACCCCGAGGUGAAGAGCUACCUGAUCUGCUGCAUGGUCAACAUCUGGAACGUCAAGUACAACAGCAUCCACUGCGUGGCCAACCUGCUGGCCGGCCUGGUGGCCUACCAGGAGGACGUGGGCAUCCACGUGGUGGACGGGGUGCUGGAGGACAUCCGCCUGGGCAUGGAGGUGAACCAGCCCAAGUUCAACCAGCGGCGCAUCAGCAGCGCCAAAUUCCUGGGCGAGCUGUACAACUACCGCAUGGUGGAGUCGGCCGUCAUCUUCCGCACGCUCUUCUCCUUCAUCUCGUUCGGUGUCAGUCAGGACGGCAGCCCCAGCUCGCUGGACCCCCCCGAGCACCUCUUCCGCAUCCGGCUGGUGUGUACGCUGCUCGACACCUGCGGGCAGUACUUCGACCGAGGCUCCAGCAAGAAGAAGCUCGACUGUUUCCUCAUCUACUUCCAGCGCUACGUCUGGUGGAAGAAGAGCGUGGAGGCCUGGACCAAAGAGCACCCCUUCCCCAUCGACAUCGACUACAUGAUCAGCGACACACUGGAGCUGCUGCGGCCCAAAAUGAAGAUCAGCUCUUCCCUGGAGGAGGCCAGCAGGCAGGUGGUGGACCUGGAGAGGGAGGUGCUCGUCAAACUAGGUCUGGCCAUGGAGAGGGGUGGCCGCUCCAGCGCCGUGAGCGAAGGCGAGGGCCUGGACGAGGAGGACGACGACGAAGACGAGGAGGGCGGCGCCGAGACGGAGGAGCAGUCGGGCAACGAGAGCGAAAUCAACGAACCCGAGGAGGAUGAGGCAUCUGAGAAUGAAGAGGAGGAGAGGGAUGAAGAGGAGGAGGAGAACACCGACUACCUGACAGACUCCAACAAAGAAAAUGAGACGGAUGAGGAGAACAAUGAGGUGACCAUCCGCGGCGGCGGGUUGAAGCACGUGGCGUGUGCCGAGGACGAGGACUUCAUCCAGGCGUUGGAUAAGAUGAUGCUGGAGAACCUGCAGCAGCGGAGCGGCGAGACGGUGAAGGUGCACCAGCUGGACGUGGCCAUUCCUCUGCAGCUGAAGAGCCAGCUGAGGAAGGGAGGCUCCUCCAGCCAGCCGUCCAUCAGCGAGGCCGACGCCGACGUCUCGGACACCAUGCAGUUCGUCAUGCUCACCCGCAAGGGCAACAAGCAGCAGUACAAGAUCCUGAACGUGCCGCUGUCGUCCCACCUGGCCGCCAACCACUUCAACCAGCAGCAGGCCGAACAGGAGGAGCGCAUGAGGAUGAAGAAACUCACCCUGGACAUCAACGAGCGCCAGGAGCAGGAAGACUACCAGGAGAUGUUGCAGUCCCUGGCCCAGCGUCCGGCGCAGGCCAACACCAACCGCGAGCGGCGGCCCCGCUACCAGCACCCCAAAGGCGCCCCCAACGCCGACCUCAUCUUCAAGACCGGAGGAAGGAGACGCUGAUGAGUCCUCAGCUCAGCGAGCAACAGAGCGAAGGAACGAGCAAGAGGAGGGAGAAGAUCGGAGGGUGUGGGGGACGAGACCUCCGAAGUGCCCACUGAUGCCGGGGACAGAACCUCAACACCUCCCCCACCCGAGGGGGCCGAGGAGGACAGACAGACAGACCAAAGCGGCGGCCAGGGGGUCAGAGGUUUUUCUUUUUGUCUGUUGCCUGAGAUGACAAACAAAAAACAAACGACGUACUUAAAGAUGACAAAACUCGUGGCGGCUGGCUGACCUCGGCGAGACGGACAGUAAAUGCCUCGUCGUCACAGCACACGCAGGGGGACAAAAGUAAGAAAUGUGCAAGCAGAAAAAGUAGAUGAAGGGAUGUGAUUAUUUUUUUUUGGGGGGGGGGGCCUCUUGUUGAAGUGAACUUAAGAACACGUGAGCAGGGCAAUAGGGGGUGGGGCAGCGAGGUAAUGGCAAUGACCAAGUGCUGUUAUCAAAAUAUCCAAAAUGUACAUUACUUACAAGAAGUUGGAGGUAUUAAGUGGAAUUAAUUUGACCUUGUCAACUUUUGAAUGUGUAACUGUUCAUUGUUUCAGCCACUGAACUUUUAGUGCCAUCAGCAGGUAGCAACAGAGAGACUGGAUGAGUCACAGAAAGGCAUCCAAGUGGACAGACAUCCUUGGCAAUGUUCAUGUACUGAAACUGGAAUUGUGUGUUGAAAAGUUUACCAAAAGGUCCACUGAAGUUAACCGGUGAAGGUUGUAGUGAAUUUAAGGUUCUCCUGUCAUCACAAUCUAGUGAGCGUGUAACGAUGUUUUCACUUCCAGUAACAUCAUCCUUGCAUCCACUUGCAUAACGUCAAGCAAUGCGUUGUUGUUCUUUCAAGCCAAAUUUCAUGAGCUUCUCAGUGCUAACCUAAAUACACUGUUUAUGUGCCCGA
Molecule: messenger RNA, 4884 nt
Organism: Phyllopteryx taeniolatus (common seadragon)
Lineage: Eukaryota; Metazoa; Chordata; Actinopteri; Syngnathiformes; Syngnathidae
Gene: upf2
Product: UPF2 regulator of nonsense mediated mRNA decay
Exons: 21
Coding region: 45-3956 (1303 amino acids)
Biological process (GO): nuclear-transcribed mRNA catabolic process, nonsense-mediated decay
Cellular component (GO): exon-exon junction complex; cytoplasm
Molecular function (GO): protein binding; RNA binding
Source: RefSeq, a predicted model, not a curated record